CACAAUAGAAAGGUCUCAAAAGACAGAAAGAAAAAACUUCUGGACAGAGAAAUCUUUAGAGAGAGAACGUCUUCCAAGUAGCAACCCAUCUGCUGGCCAUCUCUUCCCCACUAUACCAUUUUAACCAGAAUACAUAAAGUAGUUCUUUAUACUUCCUGAGUGAGACAGGUACAGCAAAAAGAGUAGUGGUAGUACUCUUUCAUGGCUGGUUACAGAGCUGAAGAUGACUAUGAUUACCUCUUCAAGGUGGUUCUGAUCGGAGACUCUGGUGUUGGCAAGUCCAAUUUGCUUUCAAGAUUCACUAGGAAUGAGUUCAGCCUCGAAUCCAAGUCUACAAUCGGUGUUGAGUUCGCUACCAGAAGCUUGAAUGUUGAUGGCAAGGUCAUCAAAGCUCAGAUUUGGGACACUGCUGGCCAAGAAAGGUAUCGUGCCAUCACUAGUGCCUACUACCGAGGUGCUGUGGGUGCACUGCUUGUUUAUGAUGUUACCCGUCACUCAACAUUUGAAAAUGUCGAAAGGUGGUUAAGGGAGUUGAGGGAUCACACGGAUCCCAACAUCGUUGUGAUGCUCAUUGGUAACAAAUCUGAUCUUCGACACCUUGUGGCGGUUUCAACUGAGGAUGGAAAGUCAUUUGCCGAGAGGGAGUCACUCUUCUUCAUGGAAACGUCUGCUCUAGAAGCUACUAAUGUCGACAAUGCAUUUGCAGAAGUUCUCACUCAGAUCUAUCGCAUUGUCAGCAAGAAGGCGAUGGAGUCCGCCAAUGACGGAGCUGCUUCUGCAGUCCCCGCCAAAGGAGAGAAAAUCGACGUUGAUAAAGAUGUGUCCGCGAUGAAAAGAACCGGGUGCUGCUCAAACUAGGGUUUUGAACAUAAAUUUGAUUUGCUUUAAUGGGAUGUGGCUGGUUUGUUGUUUUGCUGCAUCUCGUAUUGUACACCAUGAUUGUGUAAAAUUUUCUCAGAGAUGUUCACGUUAGGAGAGAAGGUGACGAAUUUACUGCGCUCAAUUUUAAAUUCAUUAACCCAUGAUUGUUAUAUCAUUUGUGCAAACAAAGAGCUUGAUGAGGGAUAUAGGAUAUUAUUAUCUAUUAGCCCAAA
This is a messenger RNA of Camellia sinensis, 1094 nucleotides long. RefSeq names its product ras-related protein RABA1d. The record is from RefSeq and is a predicted model, not a curated record. Lineage: Eukaryota; Viridiplantae; Streptophyta; Magnoliopsida; Ericales; Theaceae. Gene Ontology annotation, molecular function: GTPase activity; GTP binding.